Messenger RNA from Didymodactylos carnosus, 1470 nucleotides. Lineage: Eukaryota; Metazoa; Rotifera; Eurotatoria; Philodinida; Philodinidae. The record is from the annotation of a GenBank genome assembly.
AUGACACACAGUACCAACGGCUCAAAAAAACGUUUUCUUCGUCGUUUAAGUGUUUAUAUUAUUGUUGCAUUAGUUCUAUUAAUACCGGCUAUUUUAUUUUAUAUUUAUUGGGAAAAGUUAAUUAUUAGUAGAGUAUUAAAAGCUGUAAAAUUGAUUCGUGAACCAGAAUCUGAAGCUAUGAAAAAUUGGAAAAAUCCACCAACAAUUAUAACACGAGCUUAUCGUCUAUAUAAUUAUACUACUGAUGUGGAUGAAAUAAAACAAAAUGCAUGGGCUAUGUUACAUGUUCAAGAAACACGUCCUUAUGUCUACGAUAUUAAAGUGAAAAAAGAAAAUAUUAAAUGGAUUAAUAAUGAUCAAAAUUUAGAAUAUUCUGUUCAACGUCUAUUUCAACGUCAUAAAAAUUUUGAUGAAACUUUGUUAACAGAAGAUGGAACAUUUGUAAAUAUACUUCGGGCAAUAUUUCGUGCACAAUAUGGUCGUUCACAAGAUAGUGGAACUUUUGAGACCUUCGUUGGUAAAGAUGUAAGUAGAGAUGUAUUUUAUAAAAAAUUGGGUAUUGAAGAACUCGAAGGAUUUACAUCAGAAUUAUUUGAAAAAAUGAAAGAUAGUAUGAUGGGUCCAAAUACGGAUAAAUACGGUUUUGUUUACCGUUAUAAUGGUAGUCGGGCAUAUAAUUUCACGAUUCGUGUCGAUAAUGAAAAUAAAGGACGUGUACUCAAAUAUGCAUCAGAAUAUGUGCCAUUCAAAAUAAAUCCAACAACUUACGACUUUCCAGUCUACGAUGGUCUUACAUUUUUACCUUUACUUCAAACAAAGAAGACUCUUAAUAUGUUUCAACCAGAUAUUUGUCGUCCUAUUCAAAUUAAAUUUAAUAAAAUUGUACACAUGUAUAAUAUGGAUUUGCACGAAUUUGUUAUACGUUUUAUUGAUCUGACACAAUGUCAUAAUAAUAGCGAAUCAUGUGAUGAAUUGGAGAGUAUUGAUAUUUCAAAAUGUGUAUCAAGUUCGAUGCCAGAAGACACUAUUUAUUUGUCAAAACCACAUUUCUAUGGACAUAAUUCAUCAAAAUUUAAUAUUCAUGGAUUUGCACCCGAAAAAGAAAAACAUGAUUCAAUGCUUUAUUUUGAACCAUAUACUGGUACACCAGUGAAAGCUCAUCAUCGCAUACAGAUGAAUGUCAAUCCAUAUAUCGAUACUUACAAACAAAACAGAGACGGUGAAUGGGAACGAAAAACGAAAGGCAAAUCUGUAAAACGAAUGCUUCCUCUACUAUGGAUGGAUCAAGAAGUCACAUUGUAUACAGAAGUGUUACAAAAACUUCAACAUAUUCACCGAAUGGUUAAUAUUUUAAAAAUAGUGCGUAUUGUAGCUGUACUAUUAGCUAUCACUAUUCUCGUUAUGGUAAUUGUAUUAAUGGAAGUAAUUGCAAGAAAAAAACAAAAUCAUAGUCGAUAUAAACCAAAAUAA